Messenger RNA from Malania oleifera, 1338 nucleotides. RefSeq lists its product as uncharacterized. Gene Ontology annotation, cellular component: mitochondrion. Lineage: Eukaryota; Viridiplantae; Streptophyta; Magnoliopsida; Santalales; Ximeniaceae. The record is from RefSeq and is a predicted model, not a curated record. Bases 296 to 1213 code for a protein of 305 amino acids. The transcript has 2 exons. Gene Ontology annotation, biological process: biosynthetic process; mitochondrial respiratory chain complex I assembly.
GUCGCGACCAAUACAAAGGAGCUGUCUUGUUUGCGCCUUACGCCGCUUCAUACAAAACCCCAAAAAUGGCAGAUAAAGCGGAGAAGUGAUGAGCAACUCCUGCUCCUUCAUCGAAGGAUUCGAACUCUGGCACUAGCGAUCCCGUCUUCCCAGUCUUUGAACCUGUGUCACUGCCUCCUAGCCUUCUUCGCCGGGCAUCUCAGCCAUCAUCGACAGCGAUCUUGGCUUCUGUCGAAGGGUCGAGGGCUCUUCUUUGCUCAACAGUUUUUGCAGGAGAAACCACGGCAGGGAUUUAAUGAAUGGUGCUUUCUCAUCAAGUAGCAUACGUGCCGCCUUCUCCUACUGUGUACAGCAAGUACGAAAUUAUGAUUACCAUCACUACCUUUGCCUCAUCGAAUUGCCCCCUAACAUGCGGAAGGCUGCAUUUGCACUUCGUGCUUUCAAUGUUGAAACAGCCAGAGCUAUGGAUGUUGCUUCUGAUCCUAGGAUUGGUCUUAUGCGCCUGCUCUGGUGGCAAGAAGCUAUAGACAAAAUUUUUGCUAACAAGUUAAUUGAGCAUCCAGCAGCGCAGGCCCUGGCAUCAGUUAUAUCUGAACAUAAAAUUAGCAAGGGCUGGCUGAAACGAUCCGUUGAAGCUCGAAUUAAUGAUGCAAAAAGAGAGGUCGGUGACAUCCCAGAAAAGAUUGAAGAGUUGGAGCAAUAUGCAGAAGACACUGUAUCUACAAUCCUGUACAUGACACUUCAAGCAGGUGGUAUCAGGUCUACUGCAGCUGAUCAUGCUGCAUCGCAUAUUGGAAAGGCAAGUGGCCUUCUCGUGCUUCUUAGAUCACUGCCAUACCAUGCCUCACGCAAUCGUCAUUUUGCCUACAUACCAUCUACGGUGGCAGCCAAUCAUGGUUUGCUGGUUAAGCAGGGAGGUCAAUCAGAGAUCCAAAUUGAGUCUCACUCUCGCCAGAACCUAUGUGAUUCUGUUUAUGAGAUGGCAUCAGUAGCUUGUGUCCAUCUGCAGAAAGCUCGGGACUUGGCUGGUACGGUGCCUGCUGAGGCUCUUCCAGUGCUGCUGCCAGCAGUGCCUGCUGAGGUUCUCUUAGAUUCUUUGAAGAAGGUACAGUUUGAUGUGUUUGAUCCAAGGUUGGCACAAGGAGUUCUAGGUAUUCCUCCUCUGUGGUUUCAAUUGAAACUGAAGUGGUACUCAUGGCGAAGGAAAUACUGAAAAAAUUUAUUUUUAUUCAUUUAUUUAUUCUUGACUGACAUGUAUUGCCAAAAUAUUGUGUAGUUUGUGAAUUGCAAAUCAUACUAGAGAAUGAAAAACGCAGUUCUUUGAUUUGAUGAUAAAAA